This is a messenger RNA of Ilex paraguariensis (yerba mate), 2083 nucleotides long. NCBI's taxonomy places the organism in Eukaryota, Viridiplantae, Streptophyta, Magnoliopsida, Aquifoliales, Aquifoliaceae. The record is from the annotation of a GenBank genome assembly.
UGCAGAGUAAGUCUCUCUAGUCUCGUGUCAUCACUGUCUUCUAGCAGGUCAUCACUCACUCGCUUACUCCCUUUUCGGUACGCACAGAACCCAACCCAUCUGCUUCCUCUCAUGGUUGGGUUUUAUUGGGUUUGGACUGCUGGUAGGAAACACGAUCCACUCACUUCCCACUUUUAAACCUCUAUCUCUCUCUCAUCCCUCUUCUUCCUUGAUUCUCAUCCACCUCUGCAAGUUUUAGUUAGCUGCUCAAGGGCCCCCUACAUGUCUUAUCUCCUGCUUGAGUUUCAAGAUUCUCUUGUCCUAUCCUUUUUUUUCCUUAGGUUUAAGUGAAGUUAAUCUUCUACUAAUGAUUUAAGCCAUUUAAAUCAUUUCCGAGUCUAAUGCUCAAUCAGUUGAUUAUGCAUUGUCAACAGGAUUGGAAAUUAGUGAAAUGGGUUGGUGGGUUUAGCACCCAAAACGUCAAUCAGAAGAAAAGAAAAGGACGGGACCUUAAACAUUAUGUAGCUGAUUGUUUCUUUGAUCAAGUUUGUUCUUGGAUUUAAGAUAAAUUUUUGAGAAAAAUUAGAGAGGAUAUUUCAUUACUAGAGAGAAAGAGACCUUGAAGAUUGUGAUGAUGAUGGUGGUUUAGGAAAGAGUGAUUAAGAGAAGAAAGGUGGUUUUGAGAUCAAGGGUCACAGUCAGAAUUAAUGGAACUAAGAGGCCAAGACAAGAACAUAGGCAUGCCAAGCUCAAAGGGUUGCAAUCCACUUCAACACAAUCAAGAUUCAUCUUCUUCUAUGCUGUCUUCUGCACCUAUCAUCUCCACUCUAGCUGAUAGAAAAGAAAACGAAACCGUCUGUGGAACUGAUAGAAAAGAAAACGAAACCGUCUGUGGAAGUGCAAUCCUCAGCCUUACCCAAACCCUAGAUCACGGUCAUCUUCAUCAACAUCAGCAUCAUCUGUUGAAUCAACCACCACCACCACCGCCACGGCCACCAUCGCCGCAGAGACAAGGAAGAGAUUCAAACCCAGAUCCAGAUCCAGAUCCAGCUCAGCUGGCAAAUGCAACAAUUGCUAGCCCAUCAAACUGCAAGACACCACAACGGCCACAACAACAACCACCACCACCACCACCACAACCAGCAACAGCUUCAUCAACCAAUAGCCUCAACCCGAUUCGAUACCGAGAAUGUCUCAAGAAUCAUGCGGCGACCAUGGGUGGGCACAUAGUCGAUGGAUGCGGAGAGUUUAUGCCAAGCGGAGAGGAAGGAGCCCCAGGAGCCCUACGAUGUGCAGCUUGUGAUUGCCAUCGGAACUUCCACCGGAGAGAGAUCGAUGGCGAGUCUCCAUCAAGGACUACUUGUUACUACACACACAACCCAAGCAGAAACAACAGUCAUAGGCAAAGAAUUACAAUCCAUCCAAUUCAACCUCCACCUUCGCAUCCUGCACUGCCUCCCAAUCAGCAUCCUCACCAUGGUUUGAUCACUACUCCGUCGACAGGUCCGAUGAUGAUGGCCUUUGGUGGGGGUGGUGGAGCUCCGGCGGAAUCCUCAAGCGAAGAUCUUAACAUGUAUCAGUCCAAUGCCGGAGCUCCACCGGUGGUGCAACCAUCUUUUUCGAUAUCUAAGAAAAGGUUUCGGACAAAAUUUACUUCGGAACAGAAGGAUCGGAUGCACGAGUUUGCAGAGAAAUUGGGAUGGAAGAUGCAGAAGCAAGAUGAACAAGAAGUCCAAAAUUUCUGUAAUGAAGUGGGUGUAAAGAGGCAAGUGUUCAAGGUUUGGAUGCACAACAAUAAACAAGCCAUGAAGAAGAAACAAUUGUAAGAGAAAGUGCCAACCCUUUUAAGGUAUUUUAUUUUUGGAGUUGCAUCACUAGAUUUUAGCUGUGAAUAAAGAUGAGAUAGAGAGGGCACAGCCUACUAAAAACAGCCAAUACAUCUCCAAAUUUAGGAGUCAUGUUUGUGAAAUCUCUGACUUAUAAUCUUGCAAUCAUGGUAUCUACUGGAGAUAUUACUUGUGCUCUUUCUCUUGGUGCAUCAACACUAUCAAGCUGUGAUUACUCCUUUUCUGACACACAUUGGGUCUUAAUCUACUGCCAUUAC